Messenger RNA from Debaryomyces fabryi, 705 nucleotides. RefSeq lists its product as uncharacterized. The coding region runs from base 1 to 705 and encodes 234 amino acids. NCBI's taxonomy places the organism in Eukaryota, Fungi, Ascomycota, Pichiomycetes, Serinales, Debaryomycetaceae. The transcript has a single exon. The record is from RefSeq and is a predicted model, not a curated record.
AUGUCCGACGAACUUGAUAGGGUUCUAUCCGCCGAGGAGCUGGCUUUGUCGAAGGAUAGAGAAAUAGAAAGGGUCUUGAAUUGUUGUCCAUGGGACUAUUAUUCUGUUCUUGGGAUCAAUCCUCUAAAAAAAGAUGAUCAAUUGCAAAAUCAAAUUAAGAAAACUUAUAGAAAGAAAACAUUAUUGAUACAUCCUGAUAAAGUUUCCAAUCCAAAAGCACCACAUGCCUUUGAUAGGCUAAAGAAAGCGGAAUUGGUGUUAUCAUUCGAUGUUCCAGAAAAUGAAUCAGAAAUUGAAUCUGUAGAUGAGACAUCUAAAUUAUAUAUAAAUGAAAAGAAACGUCUAGUAGCAAUAUAUAACGAUGCAGAGAAUCGCUUAUUGCGUUCAAAAAAGAUAAUGGAAGGCGAUAAUUAUAGCGAAGAAGAUUAUCAACGGAUUUUAGCAUUAGUUACUGAAAUCUUAAACGAAGAAAUCAAACAGGAGGAAAUAGAAAAAAACUUCCAACAACAGCAAGAGGCCAAGAAAAUGGCUGAACUUAAAAGGGUACAACAAGAAAGAGAAUUGAAGAAGAAACUUGCUACAAAGUGGGAAGAUGAAAGGGACAUUAGAGUAAAUAACUGGAGAUCAUAUACAAACAAGGUUCAAAAGCCCAAACCCAAAAAUAAGAAGAAAACCGAUAGUUCAAAGAAGAAAGUUCUUGCAUAA